Molecule: messenger RNA, 7814 nt
Organism: Dunckerocampus dactyliophorus (ringed pipefish)
Lineage: Eukaryota; Metazoa; Chordata; Actinopteri; Syngnathiformes; Syngnathidae
Product: NEDD4-like E3 ubiquitin-protein ligase WWP1
Exons: 25
Coding region: 616-3495 (959 amino acids)
Biological process (GO): ubiquitin-dependent protein catabolic process
Molecular function (GO): ubiquitin protein ligase activity; protein binding
Source: RefSeq, a predicted model, not a curated record
CACUUUUCUGAGGCGAUGCUUUCCGAUAAAAGCGGUAAGGGGGACCCUUCGGGUCCGGAAGGUAAAAGAAAACCUUCCACACCCUCACCAGGGGUCCAGUUUGGACCCAUAAAUGGCAGAAAUGGCCACUUGUCUUAAAAAAAAAAAAAAAAAAAACAUCCCGACCUGUUACGUUUAGCAGAAAAUGUUAUUUUCAAUAAGUGUUUGAUCUUUACUCUGGCAAGUAGCUGCAAGUGCACUAAAACACACAGACACACAAGUUUCGUGGAGCCCGGUAAAAGUCCAUGAGUUUGUGUAAUCUCUUGCAUGAACAUAUUGUGCAGGCUUUGGCAGCGACUGUUCUGUGCUGUGUGUGCCGUUAUCACACCGCGCGGUGUUUUGCUGCUUGGAGUGUGUUGCGUUGUGCAGCUUUUAGUGUGUUGUGGACGAGGAUGAAGGAAGAACCGUUGCAGACGGACGGAGGCCUUUAACAGCACCGAUAAGGAGCCUUUGACGCCAACCCAGCGUGUGGGAGAGCCGAGACACAAACGGGCGAGACUAACCAUGGGACACGCAGUGGGCUGAUCUGCAGCAUCAAGUAGUAGACAUCAAUUGUUUCCCACUGUGGUGUAGGACAUGGCCACAGCCUCGCUGAGAGCAGAGUCGAGCCAUAACCACAGGGGAACAUCACAGCUCCAUGCAGUUGUUUCCUGUGCCAAAAUCAAGCGGAAGAAGAGCUUGUUUGGAGUGGCCAUCUACGUGGAGGUGACAGCAGACGGAGAGUCGCGACGCACAGCCAAGUCCCACAGCUCAUCCAGUCCCAAAUGGGAUGAAAGGUUAACUCUGAAUGUAACACCACGGAGCCAAGUGGACUUCAAAGUAUGGAGUCACCACACCCUGAAAGCAGAUGCUCUGCUGGGCAAAGCCACACUGGACCUGGUGCACGCGUUGGAGCAGCAUGACAGGAAAUUGGAGAACGUGAAGGAGGUGCUGAAGCUGUGUGUCGAUCACAAGGGAGUUGUGGUGCCUGCAGGGGAGCUGACUGUCUACCUAGAUGGACUUGCCGACAGUGACCCGGAGGACCCGGCACCACUAACCAAUGGAAAUGCAGCAAAUGGCACCAAAGUCCAACAGAAUGGUGAUGCCAUCCAUGAAAAUGGAGAAUCCUCUUCCUCUUCUACAAGGGCUGCCAACAGCUCAGUAAAUGGGACAGACUUGGGCCUGCGCUCAGGUUCCUGUUCGGCCUCCAACGGGGUGGAUAGUCAGGUGCCUUCCAGUUCCUGUAGCCCCUCCCUAGGCCACAUCAUCAAUGGCGACAUCACGCCCAACUCCACCCCAAGCCACCAACCCUCAGCCAGUGAUGCAACCAGUCGUACUCCCAACGGGGAGUCCAGUGACACUGCCCUCAGGUCAUCACCUGACACAACAGGUGAUGUGUUGCCUCAAGUAGAAAACCACGAGGACAGCACCCCAGACGCCCUCCAGCCCGACUCUGAGAUGGCGCCUAAUGUCACAUGUCAGCCGGCGUCUGCCCGCUCGCAGGCUCCAGCCUCCUCUCCUGCCGCAAAGCCGAGUGACAGCGCUGUGGCCGCCGGCGCCGCCACCGCUGCCUCCUCCACGUUCACCUCCUCAGCACAGAGUGGCACCGCCUCAACAACAUCGCCAUCAUCUUUGUCCUCCCCCCCAGCAAUGGGAGAAGAAAACGUGUCAGUGGCCAGUGGGAGCAAUAGUAGCGCUACGACCGUAACGGAUGCAGCCAAACCCAGACAACAGGUGCCUGCAGGCGGGGCCUCAGAUCCUCUUCCACCUGGGUGGGAGCAGAGGAAAGACCCACAUGGGAGAACAUACUAUGUAGACCACAACACCAGGACUACUACCUGGGAAAGACCACAGCCGCUGCCACCAGGAUGGGAGCGGCGAGUAGACGACCGGGGCAGGAUCUAUUACGUGGACCACAACACCCGCACCACCACGUGGCAGCGCCCCACAAUGGAGUCGGUCCGCAAUUUUGAACAGUGGCAGAGUCAACGCAGCCAGCUGCAGGGAGCUAUGCACCAGUUUAACCAGAGAUACCUCUACUCUGCAUCUAUGAUGUCGGCUGAGAAUGAUCCUCUUGGCCCCCUUCCUCCUGGUUGGGAGAGGCGUGUGGACUCCAAUGACAGAGUGUAUUUUGUCAACCACAACACCAAGACAACACAGUGGGAAGACCCCCGCACUCAAGGGCUACAGAAUGAAGACCCUCUACCUGAGGGUUGGGAGAUCCGCUACACAAGGGAAGGGGUUCGAUAUUUUGUAGAUCACAACACCAGAACCACCACGUUUAGUGAUCCCCGUACUGGAAAGUCUUCUGUCACCAAAGGCCCGCAGAUUGCGUACGAGCGCAGCUUCCGAUGGAAACUUGCACAUUUUCGGUACUUGUGCCAGUCCAAUGCUCUCCCCAGCCACGUGAAGAUCACAGUCUCCAGACAGACGCUGUUUGAGGACUCAUUCCAGCAGAUUAUGGCCCUGAAACCUUACGACUUGAGACGGAGACUUUACGUCAUCUUCAGAGGCGAGGAGGGUCUUGAUUAUGGAGGCUUAGCACGAGAGUGGUUCUUCCUGUUGUCCCAUGAAGUGUUGAACCCCAUGUACUGCCUGUUUGAGUACGCUGGCAAGAGUAACUACUGUCUGCAGAUCAACCCGGCCUCUGCUAUCAACCCAGACCACCUUUCCUACUUCUGCUUCAUAGGCCGGUUUAUUGCAAUGGCACUUUUCCAUGGAAAGUUUAUCGACACCGGCUUCUCCCUACCCUUCUACAAACGCAUGCUCAACAAGAAGCUUCUCCUCAAGGAUUUAGAGUCCAUUGACCCUGAGUUCUACAACUCACUCAUAUGGAUCAGGGACAACAACAUAGAGGAGUGUGGUCUGGAGAUGUACUUCUCAGUGGACAUGGAAAUCUUAGGCAAAAUCACAUCCCAUGACCUCAAACCGGAUGGCGCCAAUGUCUUAGUCACCGAGGAGAACAAGGAAGAGUACAUCAGUUUAAUGGCCGAGUGGAGGUUCUCCCGUGGUGUUGAAGGUCAAACCAAAGCGUUCCUGGAUGGGUUUAAUGAGGUGGUGCCGCUUCAGUGGCUGCAGUAUUUUGAUGAAAAGGAGCUGGAGGUGAUGCUGUGUGGCAUGCAAGAGGUAGACCUGCAGGACUGGCAGAGGAAUACGGUGUAUCGCCACUACACCAGGAACAGUAAACAGAUCAUCUGGUUCUGGCAGCUGGUGAAAGAAGUAGACAAUGAAGUGCGUCUGCGCCUCAUGCAGUUCGUCACUGGAACCUGCAGGCUUCCUCUCGGCGGCUUUGCUGAGCUCAUGGGAAGUAACGGGCCUCAGAAGUUCUGCAUUGAGAAGGUGGGAAAGGAAACAUGGCUUCCCAGGAGCCACACAUGCUUCAACCGCCUGGACCUGCCCCCCUACAAGAGCUUUGAGCAGCUCAAAGAGAAGCUCCUCUUCGCCAUCGAGGAAACGGAAGGAUUCGGCCAAGAGUAGACCGAGUUUGCCCUCCUCCUCGCCGUCACUGAUUUGUUCCACCGAAAUCAAUCCAAUAAUUGCACAAGAUAACCACCAAUGUAUAUAAGCUAUUUUAUCAUUUGAAACCAAAUCUUCAUUUGCAGCAUCCUUCUUGCCGCAAUCCUGUUAUACCAGACCGUCUUUAGAAAUAUGCAAGCAUCCCUGCCCUUUCUUUCUGUUGAAAAACAGAAAUCAUGGAUAUUUUAAAGAUGGACGGCCUUUACAAAAAGACUUCUAGCUCUAGUUCUAUAGAGCUUUAAAAGUGGAGAGUGGAUUCCGGUGCCUGACAUCCCCACAAACCUCAACUACCCCCAACUGUCCCUCCUACCCCCAAAAAGAAUGGAAAAAGUCAAAGCUCCCAAUAAAAUACAUUUUCUCAUAAAAAUGAGAUAUAAAAAAAAAUGAACAUCAAUGCACGUGAGAAAAAUGAGAAAGUAAUGUAGUUGCACCUUCUGUGUAAUGUGCGUUUUUGCAUUCUUUGGCCACUAGAUGGCACUGUUGGCUUACAUUUCCCCCCUCCCUCAGGCCAUGCUUUGAUUGAUCGAUCGAUGAUUCCCGCCAACAGGAUGGCGGUGUCGUGUUGAUUGCCUGUUUACUUCCGCUUUGAAAGUACUUGCAAGUGAGAAAUAACGUGAUGACACAAUCAUGGUGAAGAUUAGCAGUCAGAAAUCUGUUUUUACUUGAUCGAUCUUCACCAUCUAAAAACUCGUCUGUACUUUCAGAUGUGAUUUGAAAGAGUUUGUUUGUUUGUGUGUUUGUCUGCGGCGUCGAGGUCGAAGUCUGAAAGAGUUCACACGUUUAUAUUUUAGCUGUGUUAUAGCUGAGUAAGUACAUAUCCCAAUAUAUCUCUUUAAGAAUGGAUUUAUUUGAAUGGUACAAUAUACCAAGAGCAGAAAAUGGCCCCCUGGCCACACUUCGAACUUCCCUGCUUUAAACUUUCAUGUUUAGACGUAUUUUGAUUUUGGAUUAUGAUGAUAUUUAGUCAAGUUCUGUAGGCUACAAGCUAAUUGGGACUGAAUCAACAGCGCCUCUACUGGUUGAAAGGCAGUAAUGCACAGAAUGCCAUUAAAUUGGUUAUUAUUCCCAUUCCUGUUCUUUAUUGAUACUGUUUUUGAAUGUGAUAAGAGGGGGUGCAACCUCGUUACUUUACUUUAAAUACAUACAGUUGUUGUGUUGAUCCGAAUGAUUAUCCUCAAGCUUUUAAAUCUGCUACAAGUGUAUUUUACAGGGGAGAGUUGAUUUUUAUGUUCUUUAAAAAAAAAAAAAAAAAAAAAAUCUUCCUUUACAUCAACUUGUUUUUCGUGUGCGUGCUUGCAUGGCUACCUCGGAAGACAAGACUGCUGUGCCCCAACUUCCCCCCACCCCCACCCUACCCCCUGCACACACACGCACCCCAGCUCAUCAUCAACAUCAUCAUCUUCCUUUCCCAGCAGAGUAACAAGGUUACAGCAGAGAGCAUCCAUGCAAAGAUGAUGGACAAAACACUUCCUGGUGACAUGUUGAAGUAUCGCUGGGAGAUUUGACGUGUGUGUGUGGUUGCAGGCAGGUGGGUGCACGGUGCAUGAUCCAUCCCACCUUGGCUGCAGUGAGGCAGGCUUCACUUGUGUCAAGUAAGACGUACACAAGUCAAUCAUGAAGCAGAUAAAAGCGUGCAGUCCAGUUUGUUUUCUAGCAAGCGUGUGAUGCUGCAAUGAAACACCAACAACGUGCUUUUCAGCAUGUGGGUGACGUCUGGAAAGAGAUGCACUAAAUCAGGGGUCUGCAACCCGCAGCUCUCUUAUCGUUCUGCUGUGCCUCCAGCUUUUGUGCAGUCACUGCAGCGUCUCUCCCGAUGCUGUCACGAGCCUUUCAAAGGUCGUCGGUGUCGGGAGGUGAGCGUGUGCCAUGCAGUUCUCAGCCAAAGUGCAAGGAUCAGUGUUUCCUGGCGAGGAACCAUGACACGGGUCAACUAUUCCGCUUUGUAGCUUCCUUUGUGGCUGAUGUACAAUGGCAACUGAAGCAACAGAGUUGAACUGGAACGAACCGCUGUGUAACGACGCUUUAAAUGCAAAUGUUGACCAAAAAUCUGUGGAGAAUGCUUAAGAAGCCGCCAGGAAGGAACGGGACAAUACGCUGAAGGAGACUAUAUCUAUGUAAUGUUGUCAACUUAGUGCUCAACAUGGCUCCAAGUGAUGGAAGCGCGCCCAAACGGCUCUUUUGAUGCAAAAGGUUGCUGACCCCUGCGCUAAAUAACAGCAUGGUUUCAGAACUUUAAACCAUAGCAAGGGUGCGUGCAGGCUCUGCACUCACAUUUCACACACCUGAUGUAUGGACGAGGAAGAAGUCUUUGGAAAGCAUCACGUGUGAAUAUUUACAGUGGAACCCGUUUAUGCUUGUCAUGUGACAUCAGCCAGAGGUGCAAGGAAGGAUGGUUCUUCUUGUUUGUUGUGAAAUGUUCUAGUUUGUUUGUCCUGAGAAGAGACCAGUCAGACACACUUGUCAGUAUUGUCAAUCUUUAGUGAAGCGGUAGUCUGGAAGACGUCCCAAGGAAGAAUCCUCCAACGAAGUGACGCUCUGUGUCCUCUUCUCUGUGUGUCGGCUAGUGAAGCAAGCUGCAGCAAGCAGAUAAGGUUGGCAAGCAACCCGUCGGUACAAACUUCAAGCAAUAUUGUUUCAUUCUACACGGCUAUGCUUUUACUUUGAAGCUAAUUUGCACUUAACAGGAAGCCAAUGUUGGGAUGCUGCUUAGCGACAAUGAUGACGUUAACACACAUCAGCAUAAACAGAUAAAUUUUUCAUAUAAACGAUGCCUUUGGAUAUGAAAUGUUAUGUUGGCAGAAGUGGGCACACUUGAUAGCAAUAAUAAGAACACAUGCUGGACCACGAAGCAAACAGUUAGUGGUUUGGUUGGCAACUUGUCAGAAAUCACUUUUCUAAAGUCAAAGCAGAUAUCUCAACCUAAAACACAAUAUUUACAUUAGAGAGGCUGAAAUCAGCAUAUUUCUGUUUUGAAAUUAAAAAAAAAAUCACCAAAAGUGGCUAAUGGAUGAACCAUUGAUUCAUGGUUGAAUAGUCAGGUUGUGGACAUAAACGGGUUCCACUGUAAAAGCGAAACCUUUUCCAGUGUUGCCAUCACGUUUCUCCUGCCUCUCGUUGGUCGAAUGUGUCAAGCGGGCGUGUUUCACGUGCACAUUCCCAAAGACAGUCCCGUUUUUCUGAUGAAAUGUCACGUGUUUACCCAACCGUGUUCCUAACAAACACCAUCGCUGCUUUGGAUGCACACUGAAAUGUUUGUUGGCACCAGAGCAUAACUUAGCUUUUUAUCCCCCCGUCCCCCGUGCCACUUGUAAGCAGUAGGAUGGGGGGGGAGACGAUGACAGACAGGAAGUGCAUUGUAGCAAAAGUGUGCUUCCUUUUCCACGUUAAAUAAGUGUGUGUGUGAAUACUCAUCGUUGUACAAACUGCAUCCCAUCACGUACUUCAUUACUUUAUGAUUGACUACCAUCGACUACGCAUUAGUAGUAGUAGUAAUACCAUCGACUACAAGAGCCGCCCUUCCAUUGCUGGAAAUUGUGAUGCUUUUGAUUCAUAUCACAAAUAGACGGGAGUGUUUUGCGGGGGGCUGCAUGGUUGCCAGAUGCAGCAUCCGUGCUGCCCCCCUGACACCCCCUCCAAGUGUAACAUAUUGCGUGUAGAUAGACACUGUAAACAUCCACUACACUGUACAGAAUGGCCCUUUACCUACCCCCCUGUGUAUAGACCAUUCAUUUUUAAUUCCGCUUCAGCCAUUUGAAGACAAGAUACAAAUAAAUAUGUGAAUGACCCGGCCCCCUGGCCAUCAUUGUGCUUUUAUUUUGUAGAAAGGUGACAUGACGUUUGUACAUAGCGUCCUCAAGGCAGGAGUGGUUUGUGUCAAAGUUCAAAAGGUUCCACCAAAGCUUCAUCUGAACUUCUUUAAGAGCUCCACGGCUUCUUGGUGGACCUGAACACAACACAAAAGCACAUCACAUCUUCUCCAUGUGGAACACAGUCACCACCAGGUCCUUGUAGGAAGGUGACAGGUGAGAUGGGCUACAGAAAGGCAGGUUCAUGUGGGAAAUGACAACCCCCCGUCCCCCAGGACAUUUCCAUGUACCUGUUUGUCCUCCAGCGUGUGCGCAGGGUAAUCUUUAGCUUUGUUUAACCACAGCACAGCCUGCUGCUCGUCCUUCAAAGCCAUGUAGGUCUUCCCCAGCAUCAGCAGGUUUUUACUGUAGAAGUUGGGAUCAACUUGAAGACAAAACAACAAAACUUUCACGCUGUGCCCACAAUUCAAAAUG